UUCUUGUGAGUAAAAAGUUUGAGUGAGUUCGGCUGUGACCACCACCACUGCGGUCAGAGUCUUUAUCAUGGACCAUAAGUCUCUUAGGUUCUCACCUAUCACUCACCAACACAACCCUCAUACAAGUUGUGAGAAUCGAACACAUAAUCUUUAGAGAGCAAGUGAUUUUCGUCGUUGCUAACUGAGCCGACAUGUGUUUUAUCCAAACGAGUUCUUAAGUUGAAAAGAAAUGAUUACACAACAAGUGGCGACAAGGCAUUGGGAGUGACAAGUCUGCAGCUUCCAUACUCACUGCAUCGAUCCCCAAUCCCCAGCAAAAACCCUAACACACACACAGACACCGCUUCAAUCGAUGGCGUCGUCGAAGAUGAUGAUGUCGUCUUCCAAAUCAUUGGAUCAUCAACAACCCUCUUCUCCUCCUCCUUCUUCCAUGCCCCAAUUCACCACCACCAACUUCAUCGACCACGCCGAUUCCACUCUCACCGAUCCCUACGUCCCCAGAACCGUCGACGACGUCUGGCAGGAGAUCAUCGCCGGCGACCACCACCAGUGCAAGGAGGAGAUCCCCGACGAGAUGAUGACUCUCGAGGAUUUCCUUGUUAAGGCCGGCGCAGUCGACGGCGACGACGAAGAUGAUGAGGUCAAGAUGUCUAUGCCUCUGACUGAGAGGCUCAGCGGCGUGUUUUCGCUUGAUGGUUCUUCGUUUCAGGGGAUGGAGGGUGUUGAAGGUGGGUCGGCGUCGGUGGGUGGGUUUGGGAAUGGGGUUGAGGUGGUUGAAGGAACGAGAGGGAAGAGGGGGAGGCCUGUUGUGGAGAAUUUGGAUAAGGCUGCGCAGCAGAGACAGAGGAGGAUGAUCAAGAACAGAGAAUCAGCUGCUAGGUCUAGGGAACGCAAGCAGGCUUACCAAGUUGAAUUGGAGUCCUUGGCGGUGAAGCUAGAGGAGGAAAAUGACAAGUUGUUGAAGGAAAAGGCUGAGAGAACAAAGGAGAGGUUCAAACAGGUGUUAGCUAUAAAGAGUGAUUGGAUCUCAACUGGCCUGGUUGAUUUUUCUGCAGCUUAUGGAAGAAGUGAUCCCUGUUGUAGAGAAGCGAAGGCCACCACGUCCGCUCCGAAGGAUUAACUCCAUGCAGUGGUAGACCUUGACCUUGAUUGAUUUGCUCCUUGCUAGUGAUGCAGGAUGGGAACUGAAGAUGCGCGCGGGAGAAGUAAUAAUACGGGCAAAUUAUUCACCAUCUCUUGAAUAAGAGUUCUCAAUGUACCAGUUAGUUUCAAGGGCAAUCGCUGUUAAUGGUAUGAAGAGAUAGAAGGAAUUGGAGCCUGAGUCGCAAAGGGAAGUUCCGAUCACAUAAGAAACAGUUUUUGCUUAUUCUUACGAGAUAAAAGCUAUAUAUGGAAUUGGAACGUGUAGGUUAGAUAUUGAGUAAGCAUCCUGGUCUGUUCUCUUCCAUGUGCAGAAUGCAAAUGUAUUACUAGUAAAGAGCUAAGGGAAUUUGUAGAGGAGUAUAUAAUGUAGACAUGGUAUAUUUAACAUAGAGAAAAAUAAUAUAGAAUUUUUUUAUGUGAUC
Messenger RNA from Lotus japonicus, 1565 nucleotides. RefSeq names its product G-box-binding factor 4-like. The record is from RefSeq and is a predicted model, not a curated record. Gene Ontology annotation, molecular function: DNA-binding transcription factor activity. NCBI's taxonomy places the organism in Eukaryota, Viridiplantae, Streptophyta, Magnoliopsida, Fabales, Fabaceae. Bases 353 to 1120 code for a protein of 255 amino acids. Gene Ontology annotation, cellular component: nucleus. Gene Ontology annotation, biological process: positive regulation of DNA-templated transcription. The transcript is spliced from 4 exons.